UUAUUGGCUCUCACUUCUUUCAACCUCUGCAUUUAUAUAUAUAUAUAUAUGCCCACUCCCCACUCCUCCUGUUUUUCAUAUGGUUCUCAUCUUUAUAUCAUCUCUUUAGCACAUACCCAGAAGCCAGCGAAGAUCAUACAGCCAGAAAAGAGAGGAAGAGAAAAGAGAAAGAGACUAUUGGUGUGGAGAAGAUUUGAGAAGAAGGGUUUGGGUUUUUUUUUUUUUUUUGGGAUUGUUUUGUUGGUCAUAAAGAAAUGGCUGUACAAGCUCAGUUUCCUUUGUCCGGCUCACAGGAUUGGGUGGAAAAUGGUUAUGGAGAUGGAGGAGGGUUUAAUCAGUUAUAUUGUUAUUAUCUUCAACAAGAACAACAGAAACAGCAGCUGCAGCAAUGUAAUAUUCAGAUGAUACAGAACCAGCUGCAAAAGAAUCAGAAUCUUUGUUUUGAUAAUAGUUUUACUGGUUCUUCUUCUUCUUCUUUGAAUACCAGUAAUUAUCAAACUUCAAUGGCUUAUUCUCAAUGCUUUUCUGACGAUGAUGAAAAGCAAAGACAAGAGAUUGAUCAUUUUAUCAGAUUACAGAACGAGAGGUUAAGACUCUUUCUGCAAGAACAAAGAAAGCAACAGCUAGCUUCAUUAAUGAAGAGUAUAGAAUCAAUGGCAAUGCCAUUAUUGAGACAAAAGGAUGAAGAAAUAGCUCAAGCAGCUCAAAGAAUCACAGAACUUGAAGAUUUUAUAAAAAGGUUAGAGAUGGAGAACCAAUUAUGGCAAAGGGUAGCACAAGAAAACGAAGCCAUGGUUAUUUCUCUAAACAACACAAUAGAACAACUAAGGGAAAAAGGCUUAUUUUGCUUUGAAAACGGAGCAGAAGAUGCAGAGUCAUGCUGUGAUAUGAACAGAGAAGAAGAAGCAGAGGAAAAAAGCAGAGUAUUUGUUGAUGAUAACGUUACAGAAGAAGAAGAAAGAGCAAGAAAAAAGAUGAUGACGAUGGUUUGCAGAGGCUGCAACUCUAGAAAUUCGUGUAUUUUGUUUCUUCCCUGUAGGCACCUUUCUUCAUGCGAAGCUUGUGAGACCUUUCUUGAUUCUUGCCCUGUGUGUCAAGCGCCAAAGAAGGCUACCAUUGAGGCUUUAAUAGUUUAAGUUUAGAUUUUCUAGGCUCCGGAAAAUGAUUUUCCGGGAAAAGUGAAGGGGAAUAGAAAAAGGGCAAGAGAAGGAGAAGAAAAAAAGGAAAAAAAAAAAACAGAAACCCAAUUCAAUGCCUUCGCAUGCAGGCACAGGCAUUGGCAUUUGGGCAUUAGAUUUUAGUUUUUUUUUUUUUUUUUCCUGCACUCUUUAGAUAGUAUAAAACUGUACUUUUAAAACCAGCAAGAAAUCAAUCAAACAAUGAAGAAGAGAAUUACAGAACAA
Molecule: messenger RNA, 1403 nt
Organism: Manihot esculenta (cassava)
Lineage: Eukaryota; Viridiplantae; Streptophyta; Magnoliopsida; Malpighiales; Euphorbiaceae
Product: probable BOI-related E3 ubiquitin-protein ligase 2
Exons: 2
Coding region: 255-1136 (293 amino acids)
Molecular function (GO): ubiquitin-protein transferase activity
Source: RefSeq, a predicted model, not a curated record